Messenger RNA from Dioscorea cayenensis subsp. rotundata (Guinea yam), 2455 nucleotides. RefSeq names its product pentatricopeptide repeat-containing protein At2g22410, mitochondrial-like. The record is from RefSeq and is a predicted model, not a curated record. Gene Ontology annotation, molecular function: RNA binding; protein binding. The transcript has a single exon. The coding region runs from base 88 to 2019 and encodes 643 amino acids. Lineage: Eukaryota; Viridiplantae; Streptophyta; Magnoliopsida; Dioscoreales; Dioscoreaceae. Gene Ontology annotation, biological process: RNA modification.
CCCAAUCAUUGGCCCGCCGACUUUCCCGCGAAAACUCAACUCCUAAUAACAUUAGACUUCUUCUUCACUAGAGCUCAGAGCUCAUCAAUGGCGCCUCUUCUCCUCCGCUUCUCCUCCCUUUCCAGGCCAAAACCAACCUGGAACUCCAACCACAACCUACUCAUCACUAACCAAACCCUAGUCGCCAUGGAGUCCUGCUCCUCCAUGCCCGAGCUCAAGCAAAUCCAAGCCCAACUGACACGCACUGGGCUUAUCUUCCAUUGCUUCCCCGCCAGCCGCGUCCUAGCCUUCUGUGCCCUCUCCAACCCUCCCCAAAUGCCCCACGCCCGCCUCGUCUUCGCGCAAUCCCCCCAACCCAACACCUUCAUGUACAACACCAUGAUCAGAGGUUACACGAGGUCCACACUCCCUUCAAUGGCUCUCCUUUACUUCAUUGCGUUGAUGCGUGAACCAGUCGAGCCGGACGCUCGGAGUUUCGUGUUUGCUCUCAAGGCUUGUGAGAAGUUUGCUUGUGUUUCAGUUGGUGAAGGAGUUCAUUCUUUGGUUUGUAAGCUUGGUUUUGAGUUUGAUCUCGUUGUGGAGAAUAGUUUGGUUCAUUUUUAUGCGGAGCAUGGCCGGGUUGGUUGUGCACGCAAGGUGUUUGAUGAAAUUCCUCAAAAAGAUAUUUUUUCAUGGACAACGAUGAUUGAUGUGUAUGCGCGGAGUGGAUUUGGUUUUGAGGCUUUUAGGAUGUUCUGUUUGAUGCGAACUUCGGAUGUGAGGCCGAAUGAGGUUACUAUGAUCACAGUGCUUUCCGCUUGCUUGCAGAUUGGUGUAUUGAAUCUGGGAAAAUCAGUGCAUGCCAUUAUAGAAAAGAGUGAUUUUAAUGUGACUGUUAACUUGUUGAAUGCAUUGGUGGACAUGUAUGGAAAAUGUUGUUGUGUCGGUUCUGCUAGGAAGGUUUUUGAUGGUAUGGAAACGAAGGAUGUUUUCUCAUGGACUAGCUUGCUGAAUGCAUAUGCCAAAAGUGGUGAUUUAGAGCUUGCAAGGCAAAUUUUUGAUGACAUGCCUGAAAAGAAUGCGGUAUCAUGGAGUAGUAUGAUAGCAGGUUACUCGCAGGCCAAUCAACCAGACAAAGCGUUGGAAAUGUUUCGUGCAAUGGUUGCUGCAUCAGUGGAGCCUAUAGAUGCUACUCUUGUCAGCGUGCUUUCUUCUUGUGCACAAACUGGUUGCUUGGAUCUUGGUAGAUGGAUUUAUGAUCACUAUAUACUUGAGAAACAAAUCAUUGUUGGUGUGAAUUUGGUUAAUGCGUUUAUAGACAUGUAUGCUAAAUGUGGAGAUCUCAGUACAGCAGCCAAACUGUUCAAUGAGAUGCCAAAGAGGAAUUCGGUCUCUUGGAACUCCAUUAUCACUGGCUAUGCGAUUCAUGGUUAUGGAGAGGAGGCCCUUAGCCUUUUUGAGCAAAUGAAGAGCGAGGGAGUAUUACCUGAUGAUAUAACAUUUGUUGGCGUCCUCUCUGCAUGUAAUCAUAGUGGCUUAGUUGCGAAGGGGCGCAAACAUUUCGAAGAGAUGAAAACUGUGUUUGGCAUUGAACCAAGGGUAGAACAUUAUGCAUGCCUGAUUGAUUUACUUAGUAGAGUUGGGCUUUUAGAAGAUGUUUUUGAACUGGUGAAGAGAAUGCCAAUGGAGCCAGAUGCAGCAGGAUGGGGUGCGAUUCUAAAUGCUUGUAGGAUUCAUGGGAAUGUGGAAUUAGGUACAUGUGCAGGAGAUAAACUACUUGGUUUGGACCCUGGAGAUAGUGGUAUUUACAUCCUCCUAUCAAAUCUGUACGCAGGCAAGGAGAAAUGGAAUGAGGUGAAGAAAGUGAGAAGGAUGAUGAGAGAAAGAGGAGUCAAGAAGACUCCCGGUUUCAGCUCAAUAGAGGUGGAUGGUAAGUUCCAUGAGUUCUUAUCCGCAGAUAAAUCUCAUAUUCUAUCUGAAGAAAUUUAUGGCAUCCUUGAUGUGCUGUAUAUCCAAUUCAGAUUCAAGCAUAGACAAUGAGGAUAUCUUAUUGCUUCUUAAAGAGAAACAAGUUCAUAUGAUCAUAAUCCUCACUUAUCUACUACUCUGUUUUAAGGGGAGCCCACUGAAAGACCGAAAACAUGCAGCUUUCAGGGAGAACUAUCAGGUCACUGUGACAUAAGUACUUAGUUUUGCAGGAAUGAAGACCAUAAAUACAUCUUAACUCGCUGGGAUUGUGCUUGAGAGAAAAGUUGGAAGCUUAUUAGUCCCAUAACAAUGAAUGCAUUUUGAAUACAAGUUCAUUUUGGAUUCGUCAAAGCUAUUGAUUGGAAUGCAAGAAAAAUCAAAAGUGGGACCUAACUCUUAGACAGAUGAAAUGAAGUUGACAUCAUGGGCAGAUUAAGUGCUCAACCAUCCCUGUUCCUUGGAAGUUGCACCUUCCACUCAAACACUAACAGAGAUCAGCAUAGGAAUG